Molecule: messenger RNA, 3636 nt
Organism: Cricetulus griseus (Chinese hamster)
Lineage: Eukaryota; Metazoa; Chordata; Mammalia; Rodentia; Cricetidae
Source: RefSeq, a predicted model, not a curated record
GUGGAAGGGCUGUACAUGCGGGUGCGUGAGCGCCUCAACAUCACAGUGCAUCACCAGGAGUUCGUCGAGGGCGACCCUGACCACUACACCAAGCUACUGCGGGCCGUGCGGCGCAAGGGCAGAGUUAUCUACAUCUGCAGUUCUCCGGAUGCCUUCAGGAGCCUGAUGCUUCUGGCCGUGGAUGCUGGUCUAACUGGGGAGGACUAUGUUUUCUUCCACCUGGAUGUGUUUGGGCAAAGCCUUCAGGGUGCUCAAGGCCCAGCUCCCCAAAAGCCCUGGGAAAGAGGAGAUGGGCUGGACAGCAGUGCACGCCAGGCCUUUCAGGCUGCCAAAAUCAUUACUUACAAAGAGCCGGAUAAUCCUGAGUACCUGGAAUUUCUGAAGCAACUAAAACUCUUGGCUGACAAGCAGUUCAACUUCACCAUAGAGGAUGGCCUGGAGAAUAUCAUCCCAGCAUCCUUCCAUGAUGGGCUCCUGCUCUAUGUCCAGGCAGUGACAGAGACUCUGGCACAGGGAGGAGCUGUCACUGAUGGGGAGGACAUCACUCAGCGGAUGUGGAACCGAAGCUUCCAAGGUGUGAUGGGAUUCCUUAAAAUCGAUAGCAAUGGAGAUCGGGAGACUGACUUCUCCCUCUGGGAUAUGGAUCCAGAAACAGGCACCUUCAGGGUCGUCCUGAACUAUAAUGGGACUUCCCAGGAGCUGAUGGCUGUGUCAGAACGAAAAUUAUACUGGCCUCUGGGAUAUCCACCUCCUGACAUCCCUAAAUGUGGCUUUGACAAUGAGGACCCAGCCUGCAACCAAGACCACUUUUCCACACUGGAGGUUCUGGCUUUGGUGGGCAGCCUGUCUCUGCUUAGCUUUCUGAUUGUGUCCUUCUUCAUAUACAGGAAGAUGCAGCUGGAGAAGGAACUGGCCUCAGAGCUAUGGCGGGUUCGCUGGGAGGACCUGCAGCCCAGCAGCCUGGAGAGGCACCUUCGGAGCGCCGGCAGCCGGCUGACCCUGAGCGGGCGAGGCUCCAAUUACGGCUCCCUGCUGACCACAGAAGGCCAGUUCCAAGUCUUUGCCAAGACAGCAUACUAUAAGGGCAACCUCGUGGCUGUGAAACAUGUGAACCGGAAACGCAUUGAGUUGACACGAAAAGUCCUGUUUGAACUUAAACAUAUGCGAGAUGUACAGAAUGAACACUUGACCAGGUUUGUGGGUGCCUGUACCGACCCCCCCAACAUCUGUAUCCUCACAGAGUACUGUCCCCGUGGGAGCCUACAGCAGGACAUUCUAGAGAAUGAGAGUAUAACUCUGGACUGGAUGUUUCGGUACUCACUCACCAAUGACAUUGUCAAGGGAAUGCUCUUUCUACACAAUGGGGCCAUUUGUUCCCAUGGGAACCUCAAGUCGUCCAACUGCGUGGUAGAUGGGCGCUUUGUGUUAAAGAUCACGGACUAUGGGCUCGAGAGCUUCAGAGACCCGGAGCCAGAGCAAGGACACACCCUCUUUGCCAAAAAAUUGUGGACCGCACCUGAGCUCCUGCGGAUGGCUUCACCGCCUGCCCGUGGCUCCCAAGCUGGUGAUGUAUACAGCUUUGGCAUCAUCCUUCAGGAGAUUGCCCUCAGGAGUGGGGUCUUCCAUGUGGAAGGUUUGGACCUCAGCCCAAAAGAGAUCAUUGAGCGAGUGACUCGGGGUGAGCAGCCCCCAUUCCGACCCUCCAUGGAUCUGCAGAACCACCUAGAGGAACUGGGGCAGCUGAUGCAGCGGUGCUGGGCAGAGGACCCGCAGGAGAGGCCACCCUUUCAGCAGAUUCGCCUGGCUCUACGCAAGCUAAACAAGGAGAAUAGCAGCAACAUCCUGGACAACCUGCUGUCACGCAUGGAGCAGUAUGCCAACAACCUGGAGGAACUGGUAGAGGAGAGAACACAGGCUUAUCUGGAGGAGAAGCGCAAAGCUGAAGCCUUGCUCUACCAGAUUCUGCCUCACUCUGUGGCUGAGCAGUUGAAGAGAGGCGAGACAGUCCAGGCUGAGGCCUUUGACAGUGUUACCAUCUACUUCAGUGAUAUCGUGGGCUUUACAGCUCUUUCGGCAGAGAGCACACCCAUGCAGGUGGUGACCCUGCUCAAUGAUCUGUACACCUGUUUUGAUGCUGUCAUAGACAACUUUGAUGUGUACAAGGUGGAGACCAUUGGUGAUGCUUACAUGGUGGUGUCAGGACUCCCAGUAAGGAAUGGACAGCUCCACGCCCGAGAGGUGGCCCGAAUGGCUCUUGCACUGCUGGAUGCCGUGCGCUCCUUCCGCAUCCGCCAUAGGCCCCAGGAGCAGCUGCGCUUGCGCAUUGGCAUCCACACAGGUCCUGUGUGUGCUGGUGUUGUAGGGCUGAAGAUGCCCAGAUACUGCCUCUUUGGAGACACAGUCAACACAGCUUCAAGAAUGGAGUCUAAUGGGGAAGCCCUCAAGAUCCACUUGUCUUCUGAGACCAAGGCUGUGCUGGAGGAGUUCGAUGGUUUCGAGCUGGAGCUUCGAGGGGAUGUGGAGAUGAAGGGCAAAGGCAAGGUUCGGACCUAUUGGCUCCUGGGGGAGAGGGGAUGUAGCACAAGAGGCUGACCUACUGCUCCUGCUGUCCAUCUCAUCACCUCUCUUCCCUGUGCGGAGAUACCAGAGGCAUCUAGCUUCCACCUCUCCCACAGCAGCCCAACCACUGUGGAAAGAUUGGGGACCUGAGCUGUCUUCCAGCACAGUCACCAGAUGUGACCUCGGAGAGGAUGGAGACGGUGGGGGCAGGAAGGGAAACCCUGGAGCUUGUAGGGCUGACUAAAUAAAUGCACAGUCACUCCUGGUGGCACACUUCCCUGGCCCACCCUUACUCAGCUGCCAAAAUUGGGAAGGGGAUUUCUUCUCCUCCCUCAACUUGGCUCCACUGUAACUUUUAUAGGAAGGGAAAUUGCCACCUGAGGGGAAUAGAAAAGGAAACUCUAGGAGUUUGCAGGAGAGCAGUCAUGUGACACAAAUACUCCCUCAUUCCCACUCCACCCCCGCAGACCUUGGACACAGUGCACUAGGGAGAAGAAAGGCUAUGGGUCCCCAUGCCUUGGUUCUCUUAUGAGCAAAAACCAUUAAAGUCUUUAUUCCUGUGGACAGUCUCUUCUUGAGGGAGAGAGGGUUGCUAGGAAAUGGUCAUGUUCUUUCUCUACCCUCUACUUCCAAAAGAGUUACCUUCAACUUUGUUUCUUUUUGUUACAAAUUUUAUGCUUUUAAUUUUAUGAAUUCUAAUCAACUUUUGUUUAUGUGUAUUGUGUCUAUUGAUGCUGGUUUUGGUAAAGCACACCUUUAGCCUUUAGUCCCAGCACUCGGGAGGCAGAGGCAGGUGGAUCUCUGUGAGUUCCAGACCAUCCUGGUCUACAAGAGCUAGUUCCAGGACAGCCUCCAAAGCCACAGAGAAACCCUGUCUCGAAACACCCCUCCCCCCCCAAAAAAAAAGAAAGAAAAAAAAUCCAAAUAAAGUAUUGAGGAAGUAUCUCAGUGAUAAAAGGCUUGCCCAGCAUGUACAAAAGCCCUAUACCAAUUCUCUAAAUCACUAAAGAAAUAAGAAAACACAAGUCCUUAUGUAUUCAUACAUUCAACUUCAUAAUAAACUGUUACACAUUGUUA